ACCUACCCUGCACCUUAGAUCUGUCUCACCAGGCACACAACCAACUCAUCAUGGCUUUCUUUACGAUCACUUUGCUUGUCUUCAUUGCCCACCAGAGCUCUGCUCUUGCCAGGGUUAUUGAUGCUGAAGGAAACAGAAAUGUGUGGGACAACCUGACAACAGGGGACACCUGCCAGGACUGUACCCAAAUAUUUGAACUUCUUCUUGAUAUGUUCUCCAACAGAGACCUUCAGGAAAAGAUCAAAGAAAGUCUGGAGGAGCUGUGUGAACGUCUGCCAGGACCAGGAGCCUCUAAAAUCUGCAAAAAUCAGAUUGACAAGAACCUUCCCAUGGCAAUUGCUUUCUUGACUUCCACUGUUAAACCAGGUCAGGUUUGCAAUAUGUUGGGACUCUGUGGCACCCAGUCAGAUAUAUCGCAACAGAACCUGCUGAUAAGUCAUAUUCGAGAAGCUAUGAGGGCAGCCAUGAUAGUUUCAGAGGUGCAAUCUACUCAAGUACUCGAGUGUACCUUCUGCAUUUAUAUAGUAAAAACGGUUGAGCGCCUGCUGCCCAAAGAAAGAACUGAGAGUGCUGUGAUUGACUUGCUCGGAAGAGUGUGUGGCAUUCUUCCUGCCUCUGUCAAGGACCAGUGUGAGGGUCUGAUUGAGAAAUACGGUAAGAAGCUGCUGGACUUGCUCCUAAGCUAUGCCACCCCUCAGGCCAUCUGCUCCAUCAUCCACAUGUGCAAGGGCCAGGAGACUCAGAUGUUCGUGGAAAGCGGUCUUGUCUCUGACUGCGAAUCUUGUGUGAUCCUGGCUGUUCUGAGUCGCCUUAACUUGGGUUCCAACGCCACUGAGAUACAGACAUCAUCUUACCUAAGCUCUGUUUGCCAGCUGCACCCCAACAUCCUUCCUAAGUGUGACAGCUUUACCAAGUACCAUGGGGAACAACUGAAGGGGUUUUUGGGUAAAAAGGGUCCUCCCCUUGAUGUGUGUGGGAAAGUGGGCCUGUGUGGAGGAAUGGGCGGGCCAGCAGGGCAAGAAGGAAACCCCUGCACUGUGGGUAGCAGCUACACGUGCAGAGAUCUGAAGACUGCUCUGGAAUGUGGGACAGUGCCCUUUUGCCAGGAACAUAUUUGGGAAUAGAGAUUUUACUCAAUACCCCUCUCUCAAAUGGAAUGAGAGCCUGAGGUAUUUGCUACCACUGAUGACCCUCAUUUCAACAUCCAAUUGCAAAUAUGACCCAGUCGAAAUUUCUCAAACUAUGUUUGUCUGUCAGAUAGUAUGAUCUGCACACAUUGGAGUUAGCUGAUUGCAUUGUCACUGUUUUUGUUUGCCUCUGUGCCUUUUUUGAAACUUUCAGAAUAGGGCUAUGAUUGUUUUUCAUCAGAUUUCUUUCUAGUACAUUCUAGACAUAUACUGUACUUUGAGUGUUGUUUUAGCAUAAACAUUUUUAUUUAUGCAUUUAGAUAUAGAACAAUUUGAUCACCAGCUCUUUCAAUAAACAAAUUAU
Molecule: messenger RNA, 1491 nt
Organism: Osmerus eperlanus (European smelt)
Lineage: Eukaryota; Metazoa; Chordata; Actinopteri; Osmeriformes; Osmeridae
Gene: sftpba
Product: surfactant protein Ba
Exons: 12
Coding region: 51-1124 (357 amino acids)
Biological process (GO): sphingolipid metabolic process
Cellular component (GO): lysosome
Source: RefSeq, a predicted model, not a curated record